GCGGGGGGGGGAGCCCGGAAAAGGCAGCGGCUUCCUGCUCCCGCCCCCCCCGGCCUGGUCCCGCCGCCGGAGCCGGAGCCGGAGCCGGAGCCGAGCGCAGCGGAGCGGCCUGACCGGUCCGGUCCGGUCUGGUCCGGUGCGGAGCAAGCGGCGGCGCAGCGGAGCUGCCUUUCCGGUUGAGGGAGGGGUGCGCAGAGGAACCCAGGUGUCCGGGCCCUGCAGCCCCCGGGGAGGGGGGGAUUUGCUGCUUGUAGCCACGUCUCGGCAUCGCCUAGAGGUGGGUCCCCCCCAGGGGCAGGAUGGAGCCGGACGAGCCGUACAACGGGGGCCCAGCGCCGUCCAGCAUGGCCAUCAUCGGGGCUGAGGACGAGGACUUUGAGAAUGACAUCGAGCCGACGCCGGAGGACCACAGCAGCCUGUUCCAGAGCGUGGUGGUGGUGAAGACGCACCCGGCCUAUCUCAUGGCCUUUCUCCAGCACGUGGUUCUGCAGUUCGACUCCUGCCCGGUGCUCUGCUACCUGCACGUGGAUCUGAUCCGCAGCGCCAGCCCCAAGGAGGGGAAGAAACUCUUCCUGGAUUUCUACCACACGUUCCUGGACAAGGCGGGGCUCCUGCGUGUCCCCGUCCCGGCCCAGGUGCAGUUUGAACUGGACCGGAGCCGCCCGGAGCUGCUCCCGGACGAGACCCUGCGCCAGUUCCUGAUCGACAUCCAGAGCUUCCAGGAGCCCGAGAUCUCCCGGCAGCUGGAGGAUUUCAGGUCGAAGCGGAUGAUGGGGAUGACGCCGGGCGAGCAGGAGCUGGCGGAGCUGGAGUCGUAUCACACCCGGGAUCGCGGGAUCCGCGAGGCCAAGGAGAAGCAGCUGGCGGAGCUGCUGCUGGUGCGGCUGGACGAGAUGCACCCCACGAUCUCCACCGACGAGGAAAAAAGCUCCGCGAUUUUCGCCGCCAUCGUGACCUAUAUGAAGCACCUGGGCGUUAAAACCAAACUGGGCGAGAAGAAAUCGAAAGGGAAUUUCUUCCGCAAGAAGAUGUCGGGGAGCCGGAAGCCGGAGGAGCCCCCCAAGCCGCGAAAGGGCUUCAGCCUCUUGGACGCCACCCGCUGGAACCGUGGGGACUCCCACAAUUCCGAUUUCAGACAAAGCAAAGUCCCCGAGGGUGAAGCGGACAAGGCCCCAGAGCGGAAGGGUCUCAAGUUGCUGGAGCGCAGCGAGAGCCGGACCAAGGGGGGCGCGUCUGGGACCCCAGGGCUUGACCCCCCCGGAGUUUCUGUGACCGUGAACCCCCCUCCGGGGGAGGGGACCGAUGGGGAGCUGGGGUCAGAGCCCCAGUGUCCCGUGGAGCCGGGGGAGGCCCCCCCCAGCGAGCAGCCCCCCGAGGACAGUGCUGAGAACGAGAGAAAAUGGAAAAGGUCGGUGACCCCCCUGGAGCCCCCUAUUUGCAUGUUUGUGGGGACAGGCUGGUUCCACAGGGAGAAUAAUCCCCCGUCCGUGGCUGGUCCGGUCUCCGUCCCCCUGUCCGUGGCUGGUCCGUGUCCCCCGUCCGUGGCUGUCCGCGCCCGCAGGCUGCCGGGGAGGCUGGGCCGGUCGGAGAGCCUGCGUGUGACCGAGCGGAAGCGCUCGCAGCGCGGCUCGGCCAAGGGGAAGCAGCCACGUUCCCGCAGCGACGUGGACCUCGAGGCGGCCGCCCGCGCCGGGGAGCUGCAGGAGAGACCCCCCCUGGGGCCGGGGCGCCCGAGGCCCGGCGGUGUCACCCCGGAGCCCGGGGGGGCCGGGGGAGGGGAGCCCCCGCCGUCCUUUCUGCUUCCCCAGUCUGAGGAGACUGAGCCGCGCGUGUCGGAGCUGGAGCCGGAGCCGCCGACCUGGCGCCAGCGGGUCCCACCCGACGCCCUCCUCAGGCUGAAGAAAGGCGAAGUGAAGCGGCAGGAGGUCAUCAACGAGCUGUUCCUCACCGAACACGCCCACGUGCGGAUGCUGCGGGUGCUGCUGGAGCUUUUCUACCAGCCGCUGCUCAGCGACGGCUUCUUCCAGGAGACCGAACUGGCCAACAUCUUCCCCGGCCUGGACGACCUGACGGAGGCGCACAGCGGCGGCUGGUUCCAGAAGCUCUCGGCCCGGUUCUGCAGCCGCCAGUCGUUCGCGCUGGAGCAGCUCAAGGCCAAACAGCGCAAGGAGCCGCGCUUCAGCCAGUUCAUCCAGGAGGCGGAGAGCCAGGCGCGCUGCCGGCGGCUGCAGCUGAAGGACAUCAUCCCCAUCGAGAUGCAGCGACUCACCAAGUACCCGCUGCUGCUGGAGAACAUCGCCAAGUACACGGAGGAGGAGGAGCGAGCGAAGGUGCAGCGGGCGGCCGAGUGCUGUCGGCAGAUCCUCAACCACGUCAACCAGGAGGUGCGGUACAUGGAGAACCUCAUGAAACUGCAGGACUAUCAGAAGCGCCUGGAUCUCUCCAGCCUGAAGCAGAGCUCGGACCCACUGCUCAGCGAGUUCAAGGUGGGGCCUUGCCCGGCCGGGGUGGGGCACUGGCUGUGGGGGUCAGGGGGGUCUGUUCCCACUGGGGCGGGCGCUGGCUGUGGGAUGAGGGCACUGGGGCUGGGUGCUGGCUGUGGGGUCAGUAAGGAGAAGGCUGUGGAUGUGCACGUGCUGCUCCUGGACGACAUCCUGGUGCUGCUGCAGCGGCAGGAGGAGCGGCUGGUUCUGCGCUGCCACAGCCGCCCCCCCGGCCCCACCCCCGAGCCCCGGCAGCUCCUGAGCCCCAUCAUCAAACUCAGCUCUGCCAUGACCCGCGACGUGGCCACAGACCGCAAGGCCUUUUACGUCAUCUUCAGCUGGGAGUUCGGAGCCCAAAUCUACGAGCUGGUGGCCCAGACGGUGUCGGAGAGAAAGACCUGGUGCGCUCUGAUCAGCGAGACGGCCGGGUCUCUGAAGCUACCGGGGUCCAAUCACCAGAAACCGCGUCGUGCUGCCUCGAGUCUGUCGGCCCCGUACAGCCCCAGCUACUACCGGGAGCCGCUGCUGAGCAGCUCGGAGAACGGGAACUCUCCCAGGGAGCCGUCGCACGCGGAUGAUCGGGAGAAGGACGGAGCACUGGAGGGGAUCGAGUUCGAGGAGCGCGGCCUGGAGAAGCCGGAGAAGGACUCGGAGCGGAUCCUGGCGGAGCUGCUGGCUCUGCACAAGCCUCAGGCGGCAGGUGGUGAGGGGGGGCUGGCAGCUGCCGCGCUGGAGAGAGUGUCUGCGCUGAAGAGGCUGCUGGUCGGGGGGUCCCCCCUGCCGGAGGACGAGGGCCGUGGGUCCCCUGAGGACGGCUGGCGCCGGGCGCCGGAGAACAGGGGCGCCGGAGACAAGGAUGAGGAACGGGACGCGGGUGAUGGCGCCGAGAGCGAGGGGGGGGCACCAGGGGCGGCCCCGAACGGCCCCGGCUCUCUGGAUUGGGGGUCGCGGCGCCCGGACGGGGAGGGGCCCGGCUCCUCCCUUGUGCUGACGCCCCGGCAGUUGGAGGACGUGCGGCUCAGCUGCCAGCACCUGCAGGAGGCUGUUCUCAGGCUGAAGGACAUGGAAGAGGAUUAUUCCCAGCUGCAGCAGCUCCUGGCCAAGUACAGCUCCCCCCCCUCGCCCAGCUUCACAUGAGGGGCAGCCCUGCCACAGACCCCUCGCCACGGAGGAAGAGGCCGGCGGUCUUUGCCCUCCCCGCUGGGGGUGUCCUGCCGGGGGGUGCUGGGCAGGGGCGUGGGGCGGCGGGGACGGAUGCUGGGGGGGUCGGGUACCUCUGUUCUCUAGGACGUGCUGUGGGGCCGUGUACAGGAGCUGGGAUCCGGAGGGAGAUUGGGCGGGUCUGGCUCACCCCCAGGCUCUGAAACCCCCAGCGAGGGCACAGGCCGGAGUGGCUCCCUCUGGGACGAGACACCCCUCCCCCAUCAGCCACCCUCGGGGGGGGUCACCCCCAAAUUCCCUCCGGCAAACGCACAUCCCCCUCCACCCCCAAUCUGUCCCAUCCCCCGAGCCAGCCAGCCAGCCCCUGCCCUGGGGCCGGAGCGGGGCCAGUGCCCCAUUCCCCCCAAGGCUGUUUGUGGGAUCAGCCAGCAGGGGGCGCUGUGGCUGCAAGGUUUUCCCCACCCCGAGAUCAGUAUUUUGGGGGGGGGGUUACAUUCCACUGCCCCCCAUCCCCUGCCAUGUGCCUUAGGGGCCGACCCCGAGAUCUGCUUUUAUAUAUAGAGCUAUUUUUUACUUUUGCUGGGAUAUUUUUAUAUAUAUGAUUUAUGGGGGGGACCCCAGACCCCGGGGUGUGGGGGGGGGGGCACAGCGGUUGGUUUGUGCCAACAUGGCAGCUGGGCUGGCACAAAAUCAUUGGAACCAAAAAAGGGGGGUCUGGUGGGAUGGGGGACGGGCCCCCUAAUUCCUUUCUACCCUAUGGGUGUCCCCCCCCAGACAUAGGGCUUUUUACGGGGGCUUCCAUUGCUUUUAAAAAGCGAGUCAACAUUUCCUGGAGAAUUUCUGGGGGUGUCCCCCACAUAGACUCCUCCAUGCCCCCCUCGUUCUCUGCUGCACCCCCCGCUCUGAGAGAGUUUUGGCUUUUUAAAAAAUAUAUUUUAAGAUUUUUUUACAAUUCUGCUUUUUAACGAGGUAUUCGUAUGGGGGGGUGACAUGGAGGGGGGAGAUCUGGGUUUAAAUGUCCCCCCCCAGGGAGCCAAAGGCUGACCCCCCCUCCCCCCAAGGGAGAGCUGGUUGUAGGUAUGAUGGAUGGUGGAUGUCUGGAAUCUGGGAGGGGGGGGCACUGUGCCCCCCCAGCUGACUCUUCUGAGUAUAACUUUGGAGGGUGCUAAGGUACGGGGGGGGGGUCACUGAACCAAAGAAACUGUAAAGAUAUCGGAUAAAAACCGUUCUUGCUUCA
Molecule: messenger RNA, 4881 nt
Organism: Mauremys reevesii (Reeves's turtle)
Lineage: Eukaryota; Metazoa; Chordata; Testudines; Geoemydidae
Gene: ARHGEF1
Product: Rho guanine nucleotide exchange factor 1
Biological process (GO): G protein-coupled receptor signaling pathway; intracellular signal transduction
Cellular component (GO): cytoplasm
Molecular function (GO): guanyl-nucleotide exchange factor activity; G protein-coupled receptor binding
Source: RefSeq, a predicted model, not a curated record